CGCUUGAAUAGAAACACGAAGCCCUUGAUCUACUUUUCGUUCAGAAAUAAGUUGCUGGACAGAUCAGCGUUGCAAGAGAGCACAAUUCUUCUUCUGUGCACCAUCCCUAUGGGUCAGGAAAUUUCUCAUCAAAAAGAAGCUAGAGAUGACAUGCAAGACGAUAAUAUAGAAGAUCGUACGUCUAUUUCCCAGCUUCUCAGAGAGAACUACUUAGCUGAAUCUAUUAUACAUCACAACAGUGAACAAAGCUCGACUAUCUCCUCCUCCCACUCAUAUCAUCAUAGCCUCUGCUCUGCCAAAGUUGAUGAGUUAGGAGGAGGAACAGAUGACUUUUCUGAUCUUUCUGCUUUUCUGAGCCAGGAGGAAUUAGACCAAAGUGUACAUUUGGCACGACAAUCAAUUGACCAGGAUGGACAACAAAAAGAGGCGCAGUCUAUUCUUAAAUGCCCUCCCAGAGAACUGAAAAAACAAGCCAAAGAUUCUGUACGAUCAUCACUUCCCACUCCAAACAACCCACCACUUACUGACCAACAACAAAACUUCCGCCAAGAACAUGUCCUAAAAGGUAGACGGAACUCAGCAGACGACACUAAGGAUACGAAAAAGCAACAGAGAAUAAAUCCUUACGGAACCGAGUCGGAGUCUAAGAAAGAGUUUCUAAAUAAAGCAGCAGAUUUCAUAGAAGAGCUAUCUUCCUUAUUUAAAGCCAACAGCUCCAAGCGGAUCAGACCUAAAACAUUAAAAAAUCGAAGAAGCAAACGCGAUUUAAAAAGCGGAACUCUUGAAGAAGACAUCUCCAAUUACACCAGUCAGUCAGAAAAUCGAGAGAGGCCCCUCUGUCCUCCAGUAGAGACAGAAAUAGAUGCUACUGUCUGUGAAGAUCCAGAGAGUUUGGAAGCCGUAGGACCAGAAAUUGAAAAGGAGGUUUCAGAAGGUGAAACCAACACCGGUUCCUCUUUUUAUUUAGAGGAAACUAUUGGGCAGCCUCCAAAUUUUAUUCAGAAAUUAAAAAGUAGGGAAAUUACUGAAGGAAGUAGAGUACAACUGGACUGCAUUGUGGUUGGAAUCCCAGCACCUGAAGUAAGGUGGUACUGUGAAGGAAAAGAACUUGAAAAUUCUCCAUAUAUCCAAAUCCAGAGAACAGGAGAUGUGAACACCUUAGUUAUUACGGAAGCUUUUGAAGAAGAUACAGGACGUUACUCUUGCUUUGCAUCCAAUAUUUAUGGAACAGACUCAUCAUCUGCAGAGAUAUAUGUAGAAGGUGCGUCCUCAUCGGAAUCUGAAGGUGAAACCAUCAAGACUGACAUGGAUCAGUCACAAAGUGAAAAUUUGGCAGAAGAAGUAUCGAAACCUGAAGGCCUUCAAGAAAUAAAUGUUCCAAUAACUGUUUUACAGCACACGCAGCCAACAGUUACACAACCGAGUUCCACUACAUAUCUACAAGGGCUGGACGGAAGACCAUUAAUGGCUGCUCCGGUUUUUACAAAGUCAUUGCAAGACAUAACGUCAUCUGAGGGUCAACUGGUUGUAUUUGAGAGUCGAGUUAAGGGGUCUCCUUCUCCAAAGGUUGAUUGGUACAGAGAAGGAACAUUGAUUGAAGAUUCACCAGAUUUUCGGAUUUUACAGAAAAAACCUCGAUCUAUGGCUGAACCUGAAGAGAUCUGCACUUUAGUUAUUGCAGAAGUCUUCUCUGAAGAUUCUGGCAUGUUUACAUGUACAGCAAGCAACAAGUAUGGCACCACUUCUAGCAUUGCCUAUCUGACUGUGAAAGACUCCAAUGAAAAUCCCAUUAAAACACUAACCAUAAGCACAAUCAACAUAGAUGCCUUUAAAAGGGAACCUCUGCCCUCCACACCUCCACCAGUUCUAAUGGAAGCACCUCGAAAGAUUAAACUAGAGGGGGUUCUAGUGAACCACAAUGAGCCAAGGCCGAGCUCGAAAUUGCCUGAGAGUUCAUUUAACUUACCUGACGAUGACAAAGGAAGCGAAUCAUCGUCUGAAGAAACUGUCCUGCUCGGAAGGCACUAUGGAUCAAAUAACCAGGAUAUGUUAAAUGGUCAAUCGUACUCAGUAUUAUCUGGGUGUAUGAAGGAGCCUCCGCCAGUAUUCGCAAAGCCAAAACUAGAUGCUUUGAAACUACAACAGCUUCAUAACCAAGUAAUGAAUGAGCAGCAAGUUCAGCCAUCAGCUCCUAAUGUUGUGGCAAGAGAUGUUGUGUCAAGCCCAGCCAUUCAGAAUUCAUCUACUGCUGGCCAUCCUUACAUGUUUCCUCGCCCCCAUCAUUUCUUUACAAGCUUUGACUCUGUAAAUACAUACCCAGUUUCUCCGACAAGACCAUGGGCAGCAAGCACGCAAAGUGCUUCCAAUACUUCAUCUGUUGUUUUAUCGCCUUCAGCCUCCUCUAUACAACCUCAAUCCAUAUUUCCUUCAGCAUCUCCUAUACAGCCCAACUGGAACCAAUUCCAAGCACAAACUGUACCACCAUCUCCUAUUUCUCCACCACGGAUACAGAAUCCUGUUGCAUUUCUAAGUUCUGUUCUUCCUUCACUACCAUCUACUCCUAAUGCAACAAACUCAAUGGGUCUACCAAAAAGUGCCACCAUAUCCUUUGCUGGAUCUCCAAAGAAAAAUUCAAAAUCAGCUUGGUUUAGUUCACAGGAUCAAAUACAAGAAAGCAAGAAUCAAGUUGUGCGGGAAUUAGAAAAUAAGCUGUCACUGAGAGAUGAUGCACCUGUACUCCGGCAGCAGGAAUACAAGAUAUCCAGUUUUGAGCAGAGGUUGAUGAAUGAGAUAGAGUUCCGCUUGGAGCGUACCCCUGUUGAUGAAUCUGAUGAUGAGGUCCAACAUGACGAGAUCCCCACAGGAAAGUGCAUUGCACCAAUUAUUGAUCGUAGACUCAAACAUUUCCGUGUCACAGAAGGAGCAUCGAUCACAUUCACGUGUAAAGUCGUCGGGAUACCUGUACCUAAGGUUUAUUGGUUUAAAGACGGAAAGCAGAUUUCGAAGAAGAAUGAGCAUUGUAAGAUGAAGAGAGAAGCAGAUGGAACGUGCUUAUUACAUAUCGAAUAUGCCACCAAUGAUGACGAUGGAAAUUACACAAUUAUGGCUGCAAAUCCACAGGGAAAAAUCAGCUGUUCUGGACAUUUACUUGUGCAGUCAAAACCGCUGCGUCCACGCUCUAUUCCUACUGUGCUCUCUCAUAGAGUGAGACCUCGCUUGGCAGAUGUGGAGAGUGAAUCGGUACAGGAGAGGUUCUUCCGGCCGUACUUCCUCCAAGCUCCUGGAGACAUGGUGGCACAUGAAGGGCGCUUGUGCAGGUUGGACUGUAAGGUCAGUGGUCUGCCUACACCAGACAUCAUGUGGCUUCUCAAUGGAAUACCCGUUACCCCUGACGUCACCCACAAAAUGCUGGUCAGAGAGAAUGGAGUCCACUCACUCCUUAUCGACCCCCUUUCACAAGCUGAUGCCGGGACCUACACUUGCAUUGCUACAAAUAAAACAGGACAAAAUUCAUUUAGCUUGGAGCUUACUGUGAUGGCAAAAGAAGUGAAGAAGGCUCCCAUAUUUUUGGAGAAGUUGCAGAACUGCGGUGUACCAGAGGGUCACCCAGUCCGGUUGGAAAGCCGAAUUGUUGGGAUGCCUCCUCCAGUUUUCUACUGGAAGAAAGACAAUGAUUCCAUUCCAGCCCACAAGCCAAGAAUAAGUAUGCAUCAGGACACCACAGGAUACGUGUGUCUCCUAAUCCAGCCAGCCAAGAAAGAAGACGCCGGAUGGUAUACAUUGUCAGCGAAGAAUGAGGCCGGAAUUGUAUCCUGUACAGCUAGACUUGACAUAUACGCUCAGUGGCACCAGCAAAUCCCUCAGCCGAUUAAAAAGAUUCGACCUUCUCCUUCUCGCUACUCAACAUUCUCUUCUCCGAGCUUGGAUAUUCUCAACUCGUACCCGGAAACGCCACUGAGUUUUUUGUCACACGCUCGUGAUGUGGUGGAAAGCGAGGAGCUGUAAAUUCAACGUGGUUACAGUAAAAACAAAACUGUGAAGAAAUUAAUGCUGGAAAGUUUACAAAUAAUUUUUCUUUUUUUUAUAACCUAUUUAGUUUUCUGCCCAUGUCAGAUAGUAACGAUGUGGAAAGUAUUUAAACUUUUUAUGGAAGAAUGAGCCGGGUAGGCCCCACAGCCCAGCCAAAUAAUGAAAAGGGGUUAGAGCGUAUUUGCCAUUUGUAUAACUUGUGCGCACCAGUAAUACACACAGAUUUGGGUAGCUGUGUCACUGACAGUGUGAUCUGUUUGAUCUGUAGGAUCCUAUUUAAUUAUUUAUGUUCUUAGACAGUAUAACGAUCAAUAGACGUUCUAUUAAUAUUAAACUGUGUAUCAUUUGUAUUUACCGGAUUCACUGUUCUGUAGUGAGACUCACACUGUAGUAUUUAAAUCCUUCAAAUUUUGUCCGUAUUGAGAGGAAACGUAGAAUUAUAUGGAAUAAAGAGAUACCGUAACAUAGUGCAAUA
This is a messenger RNA of Bufo bufo (common toad), 4504 nucleotides long. It is a transcript of the gene MYPN, whose product is annotated as myopalladin. NCBI's taxonomy places the organism in Eukaryota, Metazoa, Chordata, Amphibia, Anura, Bufonidae. The record is from RefSeq and is a predicted model, not a curated record.